Molecule: messenger RNA, 6328 nt
Organism: Amoebophrya sp. A120
Lineage: Eukaryota; Dinophyceae; Syndiniales; Amoebophryaceae
Source: the annotation of a GenBank genome assembly
AUGACCCCGCCUCGAACGCGUGGACGGAGUGGGUGUGGCCAGAGGCCGGGGAUUCCGGAGCGGCGGGCUCUGCUUUUGCGGCAGCGGCGGUCUCCGCCUCUGCGGCAGCGGCUGCUUCGGCUGCCGAAGGCGACUUCCCGGAACUGCUCCCAAAUGGCACGGUCCCCCCGAGCAAAGAUGUUGGAGAAGACGAGAACCAGAUGUGGCGGUUUGGCGUGCAGGCUUUUGAGGCUUUUCAUGCCUGGCUUCAGCAGGCGUAUCAAGGGGAAGGGCGCGGCAUGCGGAUCGUCGACUGCCGCCGAUUCGAGGUCUUUGACUUCGAAAUCCGAAGCGGAAAAAAACCUAUAACGCCGAGGACGCGAGUCGAACUGUUCGCAGACGCGGCAAAAGAAGGUGUGGGCUCGCUUUUCAGGCGAAAGGCAGUGGUGAAGGUGGAAAAUAUCGGUAAAGAGAUGAUGCAAAAUAAAUCCGGAGUAGCUCCUGCUCUCGGACAUCAAUACCAGUACGUCAUCGUGUUCCGGGAUGCGGAAUCGCGAAAAUUGCUUCGGAAGCCGCGCGAGGUAAAGAUGCAGGUGACGUUGAAGGUCUUGGUUGAUGCGGAGCGCGGGGAAAGGACCCCAGCAGGAGAUAGAGCACCUCUUUCGCACGAAUUAGUCCUCCCGCUCGGUUCGUUACCCCUGGAGGUGAGCAAAUCUCAGGGCGACGCACUAGUUAUGGGGUAUAGAUUAUCAAGUGCAAUAAAUAUCCCUGGAUGUCUGGAAGAGUCAUGCUGUUUUUGCAUGACGCAGAAGGGCUGGCAUGGAAGCUCUAGCGUCACAGGUUUCGAGAAGCUUCCGUAAUGCCUAAUCCGCACGACAGGCCCCCCAUUUUGGUGACAGAAAGUGGGCAGCUUUUGCUCCCUAUGCGUGAGAGAUUUUGAAAUGCGCGUCACAAGUUUCUCUUCUUCCAGACCCAGACAUAUUUGCAAUCCAUAUACAUUGGCUGAUCUCCAACAGCGGGCGGUGCGGUAUUUGAGCGGCUCCGACGGCCGCAUUGCUUUCCGAAAAGCUCCGGAUAUCAAGCUUCCGGUCUUCGACGCGGGUGGCGAUGCCUUCGAAAUCAAGCCGAUUUUUGGAGCUGCUGCGAAAGGAAGGGUAAUUGGAGGUGACGACAAAGACGGCGUUCACACUGCUGAGCGUGAUGUUGAUGCCGCGUGCAUGCAAGACAAUGAAACCUUGGGCGCGUUUCUAAAGCGCCACGGCGAAAAAGCCACGCUCUUCUCCGAGAACGACGAAGGGGACGACCAAGAGCCGCUAACCCUUCGUAGCGAGAUUACGUGGUACGAAAACCGGAAAACAACAAGCGAGGAGGGUCGAGAGAAGGCGUUGCUCUUGCGCAUGAUGUUCUCCUCGUCCGAGGGUCGUCCUUCUGGAGAUGCCGAGGCCAUUCUAGAAUCGGUUGCCGGGAAACCUGAGUACGCAAAACUGUUGAGCAGCGGGGAGUUUUUCAAAAAAAUCCGACCGAUUGUUCAACCAGGGAGUGCGGUGUUGAAGUUUGCAAACGAGGCUUUGUUUCACCGGAAGCCGGAGGAUUGGGAUAGGAUGAUUCUGGAAGCUGUGCAGGAGAACGCGGGGGAAUUUGCCCACGUUCCAGUGUCCGUCUGGGAGGAUCCCACGAACUUCUUCCGCGAAUUUGUUUAUGUGAAAGACGAGAGGAGCAGCCAGUACCCCACCCCCCUGGACAAACGCAACUGGUUCGGACACAUCGUGAAACACUUCCCCGAAGCGCUGGCACACACAAAUGAGAAAACGUUGCAUCAUGAAAUGUUCGCGGAACAGCUCCUGGAAAUGAACUUCGACCUCGCAAUAUGAAUUUUGCAAACAUGUCUGGGUCUGGAAGAAUGGAAGUUUGUCAUUGCUUGUCUGACAUGAUUCUCAAGUCUGCCAUGUGCAUUACCCAAAAGCUCCAUUUUUCUGUCAUGCAGAAGCUCACUUUGUCAUGCAGAAACACCAAGACUGUAGCACCCCCAAAACUUGUCAUGCUUGCCAGUCAAUUGAGGCGUCCUCGUCUUUCUCAACCAGCAUCACAAGUUUCCAGACCCAGACAUUUUUGCAUUUGAUAUGCAAUGCGGUACCUGCCCCUGCGGAACGACAUGAGGAUCGCGAAAGUCGCGCUCAAAUUCAUCGUCGGGUCAGGGAUAUUCGAAUUCCGCGUCGCAAGAAGAUCAAUCGAGUGGCAGAGAAAGGCGCUGGAUGCUUUGCUAGCACGCGUGGUGCAGGGUCGUGAUCAGACACAGGAGGAGCACCACAGUGCCACACAUCAAGAAGAGGAAAAAAGAGGUCGUCCGCGAAGGACGAGAUCUUCAACUCCGCGAAAGAGAUCUGCAUCACCUCCGCGACGGAGAUAUCAGCUGCAAAAAUGUCUGGGUGGUCCGGAAGAAUGCAACUUGUCAUGCCAAAUCUGAAGCAUGCAAAAAUCUGUGUUGCAUGAUGACCAAAAGUCGUCCAGUUUUGACCAAGUCGGGAGGCAGUUUCUCAUGCAGGAUAGGCAUGAGAGAGAUCCUCGCGCAGAAUCUGUCAUGCUAGGUCCUGCAUUCCAGACCUCAUGGGUCAUGGAAAAGCUGCAUGACAGGUCGCGCACUCUUCCAGACCCAGACACUUUUGCAUUUGAUAGGAGAUCAUCUACUGCAAAAAGAAGACGAUCGGCGACCCAAGCGUCUUAUUUAAGUGACGGAGAAGAGGGUGAAAAAAGAAGCAGAUCUACCUCAACCAGAAGACAAGAAAGGAGAUCAACAAGUAGAACUCCGGAUCGUCGCUCUGUGUCUACUUGUCGUGCUCGAAUGGAGCAGAUGGCGCUGGUGGGGCGACGAGAUGGUGGAGAAGUCCAAGCUCCCGUAGUAGCGGAGGUAAAUCCUGGGAAAAGCACCGCAGCUCCUGCUGCUGAGGAGGACGAUGCUGAUGCAAAAGACGUUCGACGAGAACGCGCGGCCCGGUUUAUCCAACACGGGCUUGCGUUUUGCGCGGACUUCAAAUGCAGAGAACAAGAAGCGCUCAAGCGCGUGCUGGGAAAAAUUUUCACUGGAGCAAGGGCACGCCAUGGAGUUGAUGUCCGUGAUCACGAGGACGCGAUUGCGGUGGCGGCGCUCCGUCCCGACAAGUUUUUGCAGUCGCUGUCGUUGGCCGUGGGAGGAGGACGAGAGAAAGAAAAUUUCCCUCGGGACUUUGUCCUCGCAGUGUGCGCGCGAAACGGCACGGCGCUCCAGUUCGCGUCGGAGGCGCACAAAAACGACCCGGAGAUAGCGGCCACCGCAGCUUCUACUCCUGCUACAACGUCGGUUGCUGGACAAGUACGCCAAGGACCAAUUUCCUUUUUCGAAUGGCUUGAGUCGAGGCAAGAGCUUGAUGUCGGUCGAGAGCCGAUUCCCUAUUCCUGCAGGGUCGAGGAGGUAGCCCGACGCGGUUCCGAAUAUCUGGCGCCGAAACCUGCGAAAGACCAGAUGCAGCAGUGGGAACACAAGUGGCUCUUUCUGCAGCUCGUGCAAAUCGUGGAGAAACAUACGCGCGUUGCUAGUGAAAGAGGACCAUCAAUGAGCCGCUUGGUACCCGAUCACGCGGUAGGCAACAGAGAAUUUAAGGAUGAAAAUAACUUUAUCGUGUGGCCGGAAAACUACGCGGACCACUACAUCGGGGAACAUGACGUGCCCCCGACGGAGCUAUCAAAUGCAAAUAUGUCUGGGUCUGGAGGAAAGCAGGUAUUAUUUGUCGUGCACAUUUUGCAUGACCCAUGAUGUCUGUGAUGCAUGCCCCAGCGACGUCAGCGUCACAGGUCUACUGAGUGCUUCUUGAUGUCUGUGAUGCAUAACAAGUGCCCUCUCCGCGUCGCAAGAAAGCGAACAACUCUUGGUAAUACUCAAGCAAUACAGAUAGAUACAUUUUUAACGAUUUUUUUUUGUUGAUUCCAAACGCAGCUGCACAAGUUGCACUCCGGCAGAAAUCUUCCAGGGAUAUUUGCAAUGCAUAGGAGCGGUUUGUGCACUACAUCCGGUAUCGCGUGGAACAGUUACUGGCCAAAGGAAUUGUGAACGAUUUCGCCACCCUGCCGACCACAGACUUUCACGAUUAUGGGAGUGCACAACGCUGUCCUUCCCCUCAUUUGUCAUACAAAAUCCGCAAUUUUUCCAGUUGUUACCUUGUGUCACUAUUAUGCAGUACAAAUUGUGGAAGCCGAUUCAGUAGCAGUGCUACUACACUCAGCGCAUGAUAAAUGUUGAACUUGUCAACAUCUUGGACAUAGCACCCACCUGUGGAUUGGCGUUUGUAGUUCUGUUCAUCGAGGACUGCAUAGAAAUGAGGGGGAGGACCACGGGGGCUUGUGCACUCGCAUACCGAUCCACCGGUGGUAUUUCCCCCGACCCCGAUCCCCGAGACAUCGUGGAGGCUGCUGCGACAGUAUGGGAAAUUCGAAAUAUGGCCGGAAGGCUACUGGGCUACUGGGCGCUACUGAUCGAAGCGCGGGCGGAACUACUGGAUGAAAAACAAAAUGAAAGACCGAGAAGCAGCUCGAAUGAGAACGAAAGCGACUUCUACACGAGGACGCGCAUAAAUCCUGUACUAGGUCAAUUGAAUUUCUAGUCCACUGUUCCCCCUCGCCGAUAUAUUUUCUACUAAACUUGUAUUGUAUAAUGUAUUUUUUACGCGAAGACCACAGAGCAGUAAUAUUUUUUUAUUGUUCUCCCUUGUGCUGCUGCACGACCAGGAUUGCGAAGCCGAUCGAGAAGUGGUAUGAUCUUUAGAGAACUAAAUUUGCAGAAUUAGCAAUUUUACUAAAAAACUACAUCAAGAGCUCUUUUUUUAUUUUUCCCACGUAGGAAGAUCAAGAUGAGUCCCCUGUGGGAUUAUAUAAGUACGUAAGAGGCAGCAGGAGGAGGACCACCGCGAACAACAACGAGAGUCGCAUGCAGUUUCUGUAUCGAACUACAACGAAGAUGAAAACCUGGGCUUACGACCGAAAUCGUGAUGCACGAAGAUCAAGAACCACCUGAAGCAUAAUUGUAAGAAGUACCACUGUAGUGAACGAGUGCCGAUUACUUUGAAGUAGUAAGAGCAACUUUAUGCAUCAAAGUUAUAUUUUUAGAUGACUCGACGUCUCAGGAACAUCAAAGGUCUAUAGGUUUAGUGUGGGGGAGAUUUCAAUCAUCAUUUUUAUAUAGAGCCUGACGCUCGCGGACAAAUUUAUUGCAUAUCGCUUUCGCCUGUGUAUCCAACCGACGCGAAGAAAUUUCUCAGUAACGGCGGGUCACCGAUUUACCGACCAAUCUAGUACUAGUACCAACGAAUCAUGUCUAGCACUACUAGGGGUCGAAGUAGAGAGGGCACAACUUCUUUCUUGCAGCCCGAAAACGUCAUCUGGAUUAGUAGCUUGCAGCCCUACACGAGUGAAGUAGUUCUUUGGAGCCUGGUGCUCUUUUGCAUCUCCGAUCCAUGAUUUUCUUCACCUUUUAUCUUUGUAGUACCCAAAAAUGCAGGUUAUUUUUUCGCUUCGAAGGAUCAUAUCUAACUGUUAAUUUCUACUUCGGACAUAAAAAUACAGGCACAGUGCCAGUAGCUGUUUGAAGUAGAAGUAGGUGCGACCAUUGUACUAGCCUUUAUUGGGGCGAACAGUGCAGAAAAGAUCGUGACUGCAUCAGUUUCGUUUUUCAAGGAAAGUCCAUAGUGGCGGGGCAGAUGCAUUUAUUGUUUAUCCUUUGUUUUUUAUAUUUAUUCGGAAAAAAAAAGAUGAAUGUGCCAGCCUCUAUAAUUGUUUACCCUUUCGCCGGGGACCGCUCAACCUCAAGAAAAAGAAAACAGCCUUGCUGUUGCUCACGCUUAUUUGAGGCCGCUUAUGAAGGUUUGUGAACCGGAGGAUCAUGACUAUCGUGAUCUUCCGUUCCAACUGCACGAGGCCGAUUUUGAAAAUGCUACUAAGAUUAUCGCAGACCAUUAUUUUGUGUGUAUGAUCUAUAUUUAAGGACCUGCAACACCGUGUAAGGACGAAACAUGAGGCAUCAGGGGCCUGCUAAGGGCGUCACUCAGGAGUACCGCGUAAAAGCUACAAAGAAAUGCCAGUGGAGUACAAACUAGUAAACGCUUGCGCGCAGUUGCUGCGGAAGAAUGCUCCGGGAGAAUCAUGAAGAUUCCGAGUUGUAAAUCUUAGCUGGAAAAUAAACCAAACGAGCAAGAUCGCAGCCAGGCAUUUUUUCGAGGCAUGAGAUGAAGGGAAGGCGCUGUCUUAAGGUCCUCGUAUACUUUUUCUGAUGUAUGAUGAUGUAUAUUUAUCGCGCAGGUAGUACAUGCGGACCCAGAGUCAGAAC